Salmo salar (Atlantic salmon) is the source of this 4607-nucleotide messenger RNA. RefSeq names its product transcription intermediary factor 1-alpha. Gene Ontology annotation, cellular component: chromatin. Lineage: Eukaryota; Metazoa; Chordata; Actinopteri; Salmoniformes; Salmonidae. The record is from RefSeq and is a predicted model, not a curated record. Gene Ontology annotation, molecular function: zinc ion binding; protein binding.
CGUCAUUCUAACGCGACACGUCAUCAGUGCAGACGGCCCUUGCGCUAUCAGACGCGAGACAAUGGUUUAGAAAUUCUGUGAUGGAGCUGUCCCUAAAUUUAAUUCAAUUUAUUGGAACAAGCGCGCGCUUGAAAGGAGCACACAAUUCCCUCCUAUCACAGUGCUUUACUGCACCUGACCCCACCCAUCUCAGAUACCGCAGCUUGCGCGCCGAGGAGCAGUCUGGGACAAAUAUACAAGCAGCAUCUGGAUUUGAUUUAAUUCAUACGCGCUGUUGUGCAGUACUGUAGCCUGUAAACAAUCAUAGAAAUUGCUUAUAUAUUUGUUGUGUGUUUGCAAACGAGGGAUUUAAUUCAGUUAUAAAUGCGUAGUGCUGCUGAAUAUCUGAAAGCAUUUGACGAAAAGGAUCUCAUCUGCACGCGGAUGUUGACCAAAGAAGACAUUGGAGUGUUCCGGAGGCAACACAACACCGACGAGAACGAAGGAUGUCUAGACUAGUUCUAUUCUUUUGAAUGGACAUUUUUGGGAAUACCUGCUUGUUUGGAUAGCUCUCUGUCAGGUGACAUAGAUAGACAGGGGUUCUUCUUUAUCUGUGUUGUUUUAAUAAAAGUGAAGCAGCGAUGGAUGAAGGUGCAGAGUCCGAUGAUGCUGUCAUUAUUGUGGAGAACGAAGCAGAGAGCAUGCCAGUUCAGGAGAACACGAACGCCUGCAACGAGCGGACAGGCACCUUGAAUUUUCUGGACACUUGUCCCGUGUGUCAUUUAAACUUUCACAGUCGAGAACCAAAACUUCUGCCAUGUCUCCACUCAUUUUGUAAGAAGUGUUUGCCGUCGGCUUCCAGGAAUUUGGCCAUGCCAGACACUAACAGCUCGACGAAACCACGUGAGCUGCUCAUGUUUACAAACUAUAGAUACGCGAGACAGUGCAUCCCAAAUGGGGAGGUGCAUCCGGUGAAUGUGAUUCGCUGUCCGGUGUGCAGACAGGAGUGUAUGGAGGUAGACGUGAUGGAGAACUUCUUUGUGAGGGACUCAGUGGAGGCUUCCAGCAGCACUGUGGAGAGGACUGUUCAGCUGUGUAUGAGUUGUGAGGAUAACACAGAGACUACAGGUUUUUGUGUGGACUGUGUGGAGUUCAUGUGUGCCACCUGCGUGGAGGCCCACCAGAGGGUCAAGUUCACCAAAGACCACACCAUCAGACAGAAGGGGGAUGUAUCUCAAGAGUCUGUGGGUGUUUCCACUCAUAGGCCAGUGUUCUGUGAAGUCCACAAGCAGGAGCCCCUGAAGCUGUUCUGUGAAACCUGUGAUCUACCAACCUGUCGAGACUGUCAGCUACUCAAGCACAAGGACCACAAUUACCAGUUUCUGGAGGAUGCCUAUAAGAAUCACAAACAUUACAUGGAGGAUAUGAAUCGUCAACUGCAGGAAAAAAAGAAGAUAAUUGAAGAUGUGUCAAACUCCAUAAACAAUGGACUCCUUCAAGUUGAUGAGAACCGCAUAUCAGUUCACAAUGAAAUCAAGAAGUCGAUCUGUAGUCUGAUACUAGAGAUCAACAGAAAGGGAAAGAUUCUUGUCAAUCAGCUUGAGGGCCUGACAAAGGAUCAUGAGAGCGGUCUGAAGAAGCAGAAGGAGGAUAUUGGCUAUCUGUCCAGACACCUGGAUCACGUGAUCAACUUCACAAAAUGGGCGACAGCUAGGAACGGCGGCACAGCUCUCCUGUACUGCAAACGUUUGAUUCUGUUUCAGAUCGGAAACCUCCUGCGGGCUAAAUGCAAUACCUCGUUUGUACCGCAGAGCACUGUGCGUUUCCAGUGUCGGUCAGGCUUCUGGGCUUCAAAUGUCGAUCUGGGCUCAUUAGUGGUGGAGAAUGUCCCAGGCCCCCAGCUGGGCGGCUUCCAGGGCAUCCCUCAUCAACUCCCCCAUCCUGGGCAGGGCCCCUCAGGCUCCCCCAACAGCCUGCCCCCAGGCCUCUCCCAGCCCCGCCUGGCCCCCCACAACCACAACACCCUGGCUCAGCUCCAGAUGCAGGUGGAGAAACUAGCCCAACAGCCUCACUGGCAGCCCCAGACCCCACCCUGGGCCUGGUACCAGAGCAUGCGGCUCCAGAGACCACCUCCAGGGCCCCUCCAGGGUGGCUCUCCCUCCCAGAGUCUCCCCCCCAUGCACCAGCAGGGCCGGAGGUUCAUUGCCCCCCCUGCAAUCCAUCUCAGUCCCACCAGUACCCUGCCAAGUCCUGGAUAUCCUCCCCAGGCUGUCCAAUCACUGAGAGGCCUGGUGAGCAGCCCCAGCAGCUAUGCACUCAAACACAUGGACGUAUUCAACCCAAUGCCUCACUUCUCCCACAAUGCACCACUGCCUAGCAACGGCAGCCUCAGUUCUCCUCACUUGCGACAGCAACAGAUGGAGUCUGCAUAUCACAACAAGCACCCUGGAGGCCCUGUCCAGAUAAUAAGACCCAACUUCCCUCAGACCCUACCAGCUUCCCUCCCAUACAGAACUGCACAAGGACACCAUCAUGCAGGACUAACUGCUAUAUCCUGUGAAGAGAAACCAGGGACUGUUUCCUGGAAACCUCUGGAGACGCAGCAGAAGGCGUAUGGAGCUGGGGGAUCAGCUGCCAAGAGGAGACGAAGGUCAUCGCCUGGACCCAUCAUCAUCAUCAAAGACGAGCCAGAGGACGACAUCAGCUGUGUACAGGGUAACCUGAGAGCCAACCUCCCAGACAGUAGCACGGGGGUCCAGGCCCAAACCUGUCAGCAAGAUGGAGGGGAACAACAAGUCCAGAUAUCUCGUCAGAGCACAGAGCAAAAGGCCCAGACCCCACCACAGCCUCCAGGGCCUUCAGGGGACCUGAGUCAAGCCCCACAGCAGAGCCACUCUCUGGGGGCAGAGCAGCAGCUAGGCAGUCAGGGCCCAGCUCCAGAAGAGGACCCUAAUGAGGAUUGGUGUGCUGUGUGUCAGAAUGGAGGAGAGCUGCUGCUGUGUUGUGACAAGUGUCCCAAAGUCUUCCACCUCUCCUGCCACAUCCCCACCCUCUUCAGAUUACCCAGUGGGGAGUGGUUCUGCUCAUUCUGCCGUGACCUGUCAGUGCCUGAGGUGGUGUAUGACUGUGACAUCAGCAGAUUAGAGCCCAGAACAGUGAAGGAGGAACCAGACUCUGAGGGAGGAUUCUGCCCUGUGGACAAACGGAAAUGUGAGAGACUGUUGCUGAAGAUGUACUGCAGUGAACUCAGUGCUGACUUCCAGGAGGCUAGAUCUCCCUUGAUAAUGCCAGAGAACCAGGAGAGCCCAAAGACGCCGAUGGUUCUGUCCAUUGUGAAGAGCAAGCUGGAAUCCAGGCAGAGCCCCUGCUACCAGACACCUUCUGAGUUUGUAUCAGACAUCCGACUCAUCUUCAGGAACUGUGCAGCAUUCAAUGAGGCUGACACUGAGGUUGCCACUGCAGGGAGAAACCUGGAGAGGUUCUUUGAGGAGCAGCUGAAGUUCCUCUACCCUGAACGAAUGUUUCCAAAGGUCAAGUCUGAGGUCAUCAGUCCUGUGACCCCUCCCGUCUCUCCUCCCCCUCCCACAACCACUGAUGAGGAGAGCUCCCAGCAUGCAAAGCAUCAGCGCAGGUGCUCUGAGACCCAGGAGUUGUGUACUCCUACUCCUGCUCAGCUAAGCUCACCAAAGGGAGAGGAAGAGGCCAUAUAAGCGCGCACAUCGUCAUCUCAUCAACUUUUAUGAGUCAAUAACACUGCCAGUACUAGCCUAUACUAGUAAUUAAUCUUAUUCUCUGAGAAAGUCUGAUUUUCUUAGAUGUGCCAAAAUACUCCAUGUUCUGUGAUCGAAUCAUUUUACACAAAAGAACAGUGAAGCAGGGUACCAAAACCCUUUCCUCCUUCUACUAUACCUGCUUAAGACUGGUUUACAUUAAUGCUGUACUAAUAUAGUGUUGCUAUGACUAAAGAACCUGAGUAUCAAAUAUGAAAACAGAAGCUGUUUGAUUAUCCAGCAGCCUGUGUGGAUAUGGAUCUUGUAACAGGGUUUGUGUACCUUCUGGGGAAUAAGAACUGUGACAAGGUUAAUCCAGGUUAGUAAAGUGAAAACACGUCAAAGGUAUCAAAUCAGCCUGAUAAAACAUAAGACUAUUUCAGUUGUUAUUGCAAGACUGUAUGAAGUGUUAGUUUCAUGAACAUGUCAGCUGUGCGAGGUGUAGUUGUUCAGGCCUACGGUAGCCUUGACUCUAGUUUACAGUGUGAUGGCUGGUAGCAUGACACGAGGCCUACUUUAUUAAUCGCAACAAUAGAACUUCAUCGUUGUUCCCUCAUUGUUUUGUCAUUGAGCCAUUCAAUGUGUCAUGUAUUUAUAUUUCACAUUGUUGUAGUGAUUUUUAUGCAAUGUAUGUAAAUAUUUACGAUGAUUCAUUUAAACCAGGCAAGUAAAUAUUCAACAAAAUGCAUUUUGUUUCUCUUGCAGUCCCAAAUAACCUUUCAUUUGCCAUGUUUUCUCAUGACUUCAUACCAUCGCUACUUAUGAAAACCAAAAUAUUUUAUUCAUAAAAAAUACUUCUUGCAUGCAAGUUUACUUGCAGCUGUUUACAGGGUAAAAUAAACAAUGUCCAAUAUCUUA